AUGUCCGAGAUGACAUCAACAACUAUUAAUAGAGAUAAAGAAGAGCAAGAACAACAAUCACAAAUAAUAAUACAAUCAUCAUCAUCAUCAUCAUUAUUAUUACAACAACUACCAAAUAUAAUACAAUUAAAUAUAAUUAAAGAGAUUACAAAACAAUGUAAUCUAAUCAUUAGAUCAUGUAAUAAUAGUAAUAAUAAUAAUAAUCAAGAUGAUCAGAUAAAGAUGAUGAUGAUGAUAUGGUUACGGUAUGCAUUGGUCAACAAGUAUUGGUUUAGUCAUGUUGUUAAAAGACUAAGGACUGUACUUUAUAUUGAUCACCCAUUCUACAGUAUCAAUAAUCAAAUGCAACAUGACCUGUCGCUGACACUGGAACAUAACCAAAACUAUCAUUGUUUUGAUCUUGGUCAAAGUGGACAUGCUGUGGAGACAUUGCAUUUGAACAAUUUAGAUGUGGCCGAUAGUCUGAUCGCCAGUGGAUUUUAUUCAUCUUGCUAUUCAAAGCAAAAUUGGCAAGCUAUCAAAGCAACACGUGCACCCAUACACAAUCUAUUUCCAAAUUUGACCAAAGUUAAAAUAGAAUUGGAAAACAAUCAAGAGAGUUUACGUGAACUUGCUUUGUUUAUUGGUACCGAUAAAAAGAUUCAAAUACAUCUUACUCUAUUGGGGUUCCCUAUAUUAUCUGCCAAUGAAUUAUUACAAGACUUGGAUGGGAAAGAAAAGAAAGACAAUCAAGACAGUAGUAGUAGUAGUAUAAUUGAUAAAUUAAUAAUAGUAGAGAAUAUAUUAAACGAAUAUCAAGUAUUUAUUAAAGAUACACGUGUUAGGAAAUUGGUUAUAAUGACAACAGAACAACAACAACCAGAACAAUCUCAACAAUUUCUGGAGAAUGUAUUUAGAAUUAAUGGAACAUUUACACAAUCAUUUCAAUAUUUACAAUCGAUUCGAAUUCAUUCAGAUACACUUGGAGCUAAUUGUUUACUGGUCAUUUUAAACUCUCUCCCACUCUUGGAAUCAAUAUUCAUACCAUUGGAUAUUGUUAGAGACAGUGACAAUAGUCUUGUCAUUUUUAAACAAUUGGUUCAAUUCUUUUCAACACAAACCAAGAUUACUUCAAUUGGUAUGCACUCUAAAAGUGUAUUUAAAGAGUCGGGAUGUUACUUAUUACAAUUUAUCAUUGAAAAUAAGGCAGUACGUAAAUUCAUAUUUAAAGGUGACGAUCUUGUCAGUGUCCCAAACCACACACCCAAUUUCAACAAAAGGGCAUUAAAGAGUAUCAUUUCAAAUGGUGGUAUUACAACAUUGACCAUAGAUAAAUCAUUCAAUGAUAAAAUGUUUGAAUUCUUUGCAUCCCCUGGUGUGACCAACGAUUCCAUUAGAUACUUGACAAUUACAAAUAUCAACACUACGGGUAGUUCAGUCAAUGGAUAUACGAUUCUAGCACUUCUCAAAACCUUUACCAAUCUUUACACGUUGACUAUUACAGGAUCCUCAAUGGGUACCACCACCAAGUCAUCAACUGGAUACACCAAUCGAAACAAUCUUGUACAAACUACCGAUUACAUGGUAACAAAUCUCGAUUCACUACAACGUCUCAUUGUCAAAGUGGAAGAGGAAGAAGAAGGGGAUGGAAAAGUAAAUCUAUUCAACUCUCUAAGAUACCUUUUUAUCAAUACCAACCUACCAACUCGAUUCAACUAUGAGAUACAACAUACAAUCUAUAAAGAUACAUUUAUUUAUAUUGGUACAAAUAUUUAA
Molecule: messenger RNA, 1755 nt
Organism: Cavenderia fasciculata
Lineage: Eukaryota; Evosea; Eumycetozoa; Acytosteliales; Cavenderiaceae
Exons: 1
Coding region: 1-1755 (584 amino acids)
Source: RefSeq, a predicted model, not a curated record